GUAAUGUACUUGGCUUCUGUUACUGAUCUUUGUUGCAUAUUAUAUUAACAAAAAAGAGAUACAUAUGCUUCUUCCCCCAAAAGCCAAAAGUUUUCCUCACCUUUUUCCACAAAUGGAAUUCUUAAUAAGUUUUACUAAAUUAGACCUUUGACUCAAAAAUUCUCAACCCUUUGCUCUAUCCCUCUCUCUCUCUCUCUCUCUCCCUCUCUCUCAAAAUCUUGUGUUGUGUUGUUAUGGCACCAAAUUUAAAGCAUUUUCACAACCUUGGAUUCCAAGCUCUUCCACCCAUCAAAAUUCAACCAGAGCUUCCUCCUGCUUCUUCUUCUUCAGGAUCAGCUUUUCCCAUACUAGCCGUGGCUUUACUAAGUAUCAUGGGCACAGCUCUCUUGUUAGCAAGUUACUACAUCUUUGUGGUCAAGUGUUGCUCAAACUGGCACCAGUUCAAUCCCUUGAGAAGGUUCACUGUCUUAGCAGCAGCAGCAGCAGCAGCAGGGUCCAGACAAGACGACGAGUCGUUUAUAGCCUUCUCACCAACUACCACAUUGUGGAAUCGUGGCCUAGAUGAGUCUGUCAUUCGUGAAAUCCCAACUUUUCAAUUCAAAGAAGACUACACAAGUGUUUUUGGUUGUGUGGUUUGCUUGAAUGAGUUUCAAGUGCAUGAAACCCUGAGAGUUCUUCCUAACUGUAACCAUGCUUUUCAUUUGGACUGUAUAGACAUAUGGCUUCAAAAAAAUGCCAACUGCCCACUUUGCAGAACAAACAUUUCAGGUGCUGUUCGCUGUCCAGUUGAUCAAAUCAUAGCUCCAAGCUCUUCUCCUCGAGAGUUUCAGCUCUAUUCUGAUAAUAGCCUUAUGGGCAGUGAUGAAGAUUUUGUGGUGAUUGAGUUGGGUGGAGAAGAAGAACAACAACAAGAACAAGAAGCCAAUAGAGUUGUUUUUCCACAAAGACAACCCAGAGAAGCUUACCAUUCUCCAAGAAAGUUAGACCUGAAACUGAAAGUGAAGAAGUGUCACCAUGUUUCUAUAAUGGGAGAUGAGUGUAUUGAUAUGAGAAUGAGAGACCAUAACAAGGAUGAUGACCAGUUCUCUGUUCGGCCCAUAAGGAGAUCUUUCUCAUGGGAUUCAGCUACUGAUAGACAGCUCCAUUCAACUGUUGAAGAAAUCAAUAAGAAGAAUAGAAGGCCUCUUAGUGAGGUUAGUACUAGUGAAGAAUGUGAAACCAGAGUUAUUAGAAGAUCUUUCUUUCCAUUUCUACAUGGCAGAGGUUCUAGGAAUGCUAUUGUUCCAUUUGAGUUGUGAAUAGAAGUAAUCUUAGAAUUCAUAUUUUUAAUUAUUUUUCUUUUUCUGGUUUCAUUUGUUUUUCUUGUUUUUUUUUUUCUUCCAAAAAUCUGACUUGGGUUUUGUUUUUAGUUCUUAGUUUUGAGGAAAGAUGCCAAAACUGUUCAGUUGAUAUUUACAUAGAAAAAGAACUAAAUGAGUGUAGCUUUCUCUUGAGUUGAUAUUAUUCUAGACUUCUAAUGAGAAGAAAUAUAGAGGUUUUGCUUAAAAGAUAGGGCUUUGGUUUGAGAAUCAUGGGUUGAUUGAUAUACUUAUCUUCAUUGCGUUUUUCCACCUUCAUGAAUGAGCAUGAUGACUUUUACUAUUACUCUUCUUUUUCUUUUUAUUUGGCGUUUCAGUGAGAAUAAGAGGUAAUAUGAUGAGUGGCCACCACAAUGGACAUGAGGGACCCCAAACCAUUAAGUGAAAAGAAAUCCUUGGGAAUGAUCUCUCAAUUUUCUUUUACCUUGAUGCUUUGAAGCUGUGAAUGUAUGUAUUAGGACACAACAUCUUUACACGGUUUUGUGCUUAUCAAAAGUAGUCAAAUACUGUUUAUAUAUGCAUAUGAAUAAGAAAGAAAAAAGAAGAAAAACCAGCAUUGCUUGAGAUGUAAGGGAGAAAGAGAAAUCAUUAGAAAGGAAAAUGCAUGAGCAGAGCCAACAUCAUAAUUAAAACGUCAUUCAAUUCAAUGUGAGCAUCAUAAAUAUUCGAAGUGGAUUUUAAGUCUAAUUAUUAUAUCUCAAACAGGAUUUCCCCACCUGUGUCAGAGUCAAUUGAAUACCACAUUCUCUGACACUAAGUCAAAAUAUGAAGUGGGUAGUUGCUUUGCCACACGCUCUUUUCUUUGGUUCAAAUCAAACUCCUUACUUAACGGGUGAACAGUAGUGAGCAUGAGUUAUUUAAAGUUGUAUCAUUACAUUGAAGAUACUAGUCUUAAAGUCAUCCUUAAAAUGGGAUGAGAAUUAAAAUAAAAGAUGGCUGAUUUGCUAUUUCAAUAGUAUUAGGAUACAACGAAUGAUGUUACCAAACAACCCUUUUAAUGGUUUUUACUAAAAAUGAAAAAAAAUGAAUGAAAAAGUCAUCAACUCAGUCACUGUUCUUGGUCAUUUUAACUGUGAGGAACCCCAUUUGCAUGAGCAACAAGCACUUUUUUCUUCAAUGGUUGGAAUAUCAUUCAUUUAAUAAUGUUCCACAGUUACUAUUUAUUCAUCUGCCUCGA
Molecule: messenger RNA, 2535 nt
Organism: Humulus lupulus (European hop)
Lineage: Eukaryota; Viridiplantae; Streptophyta; Magnoliopsida; Rosales; Cannabaceae
Product: RING-H2 finger protein ATL16-like
Exons: 1
Coding region: 234-1298 (354 amino acids)
Biological process (GO): protein ubiquitination
Molecular function (GO): transferase activity
Source: RefSeq, a predicted model, not a curated record